This is a messenger RNA of Salvelinus sp. IW2-2015, 2026 nucleotides long. RefSeq lists its product as uncharacterized. NCBI's taxonomy places the organism in Eukaryota, Metazoa, Chordata, Actinopteri, Salmoniformes, Salmonidae. The record is from RefSeq and is a predicted model, not a curated record.
CUAGAAAGAUGGCAGAGUUUCCGACUUGGAAUUCCGAGUUGAAAGACCUCUCAAAACAAUUUUUCCCAAUCGGAGCUCGUUUUUUUCCGAGUUCCCAGUUGUCGUUAAGGCGACAACUGACACUAGACAAGUUCGAUACACAAAAACACAGACACACACACACACACACACACAGCAGCAGCAAGCCAACAGGAUGAAUCUGACGUGCUCGUCAUGAGAUAGUGAGUCACGUAGUAGAUAUUCAAAUCCACCUUAGAACCAGUUUCACUUUCAUACACAGCUCGAGACUAGACAGAACUUCAUCCGAAUACUAACUUCUUGAAACUCACGGAACCAUGAGUCCCAGAAAUACAAGCAAAAAUGUCUCUCACGUUGACAGCUCAGCCUUAAAGAGCCCACCGAAACAAAGGCAUAUCAACAAAGGUUCCACCCUAAAUCCCUCUAAUGGCUCAGGGGACUCAGGAACCAGCAGAGCGAUGGCCAGCCAGGCCAGGGAAGCAGGAGCAAACACAGACACACGUUAUGCCAAGAAGAACAUCCCUACUGUCAGAUAUCAUCCUGACAUCGCACAGAAGAGACCUGAGGCCCAUCAGCAUAGUCAUAGCCCUGACAAGAGCAGCCAGGUCAGGGGUAAGCCUGUGGUCUCUCRCCCCAGGACCAAUCAGGAUCAAAUAAAAUUGAAUAAAAUCAGCAGAGCCACGGCCAGCCAGGCCAGGGGAGCAGGAGAAAAGACCACAGACACACGUUACGCCAAAAGGAACAUCCCUACUGUCAGAUAUCAUCCUGACAUCGCAGAGAAGAGAGCUGAGGCAGAGAAGAGAGCUGAGGCAGAGAAGAGAGCUGAGGCAGAGAAGAGAGCUGAGGCCCAUCAGCAUAGUCAUAGCCCUGACAAGAGCAGCCAGGUCAGGGGUAAGCCUGUGGUCUCUCCCCCCAGGACCAACCAAGUUGGGGGGAGCUCCAUGGUCUCUCCCCUCAGGCCCAAAGCACUGCCCCUGGGGUUAGGUCAGAAAGUAGAGGUGGAGGCGGUGGAGCUCCAGACCCGGGGCCAGAGAGAGAACCCCAGCUGGUUCUCCUGGCGUCAGAGCCGAAUCACAGCGUCGGUCGCUCACCGACUCGCCCAUAGCCGCUUCGUUACUGGCCAGAGCAUGACCCCGCCGGCUUCCUACCUGGCCGCCAUCACAGGCCGCGGUCCCAACGUCAAGACCCGCGCCAUGACCUGGGGCAUUGAGCGGGAAGCCGAGGCCGUGCGGAGAUAUCAGAGCCUGAAGAGCAAGUCCCUGGGCCGGGAGGUGAGGGUGCAGGAGUGUGGCUUGUUCAUCGACCCCCAGCGCCCCUGGCUAGCAGGCAGUCCUGAUGGCAUCGUAGAGGACCAAAGCACCGGCCAACGGCUGCUCUGCCUAGAGGUUAAGUGUCCCUACAAGCACCGUCAGAACACUGUAGCCCAGGCCUGUAGAGAGGACCCAGCCUUCUGCCUGAUAAUACAGGACCAGGGGGAGGAGGGAGAACAGGUGAGGUACCAUCUGAAGCCAGACCACAGCUAUUUCACCCAGAUCCAGUGCCAGCUGGCGGUGACAGGGUUAACCCAGGCUGACCUAGUGGUGUUCACCCUGAAGGAAACAGCCAUUGUCCCGGUGACCUUUGACCCUGUGUUCUGGGACGACACCCUGGCCAAGCUGGAGAUGUUCUACACCGAUGCUGUCCUGCCCUACAUCAGAGACUUACCAGAUAUGAGGCCGGAGGAGUAGCUAGCAUGCUACUCCUCCGGAGUAGCUAGCUUGUUCAGGAUGUGACUAGCUGGUUCAGGAUGUCAGAUAUGGAAGUCCUGAGACAAACUGUAGUUGUGUCUGUGUUAAAGYACUGGUCUGGGUUGUGUCUGUGGUAAAGGACUGGUCUGGGUUGUGUCUGUGGUAAAGGACUGGUCUGGGUUGUGUCUGUGGUAAAAGGCUAUGGCGACUGCAGGCUUGGAGACUUUAACCUAUUACUUUACGGUCAAAUAUUUGAAUGUAAAUAAACCAUGCCUGCCUUA